AUGGGAAGAUUGUUUAAAACUUAUCUCACUGGACCAAGUAUAAUUUGUUGUUUAAAUUGUAAAACUCACUUAACUCUUCACGAUCAAUUAAUUUCAAAGCAAUUUCAAGGUAGACAUGGUACAGCAUUUUUAUUUGGUACUUGUUCAAAUAUAACAGUUGGCCCAAGUGAAGAUAGAACAUUAACAACUGGAAUGCAUAUUGUUGCCGAUAUCUAUUGUAUAGAUUGUGGUGAAACUUUAGGUUGGAAAUAUGAAUUUGCAAAAGAGGAAUCUCAAAAAUAUAAAGUUGGAAAAUACAUUUUAGAGAAAGCAAAGAUUCAAAAAGAAGUUAACUUUGGAACUCAACACCAACCACAUUCUUUAGUUGCAUUAGAAAACAGUAUUAUGUAA
Dictyostelium discoideum AX4 is the source of this 390-nucleotide messenger RNA. It is a transcript of the gene ypel, whose product is annotated as yippee-like protein. The transcript is spliced from 3 exons. Gene Ontology annotation, molecular function: zinc ion binding. Bases 1 to 390 code for a protein of 129 amino acids. Lineage: Eukaryota; Evosea; Eumycetozoa; Dictyosteliales; Dictyosteliaceae. The record is from RefSeq and is a predicted model, not a curated record.